AGAUAGUUCUUCUGUAUCAGUAGGAGCACGAAUUUUUGUUACGGUGAUUUGUUAAAUUGUGCUUUGUAACUUGUUUAAACGACACGUCAUUAUAAUUCUUUAAUUCUUACUAGUUGUUAGCUUUACUUUAAGUGUUUAGUUCGUGUGUAUGCGACUAUUUUCUUACAGAAUUAUGACUAUGAUUAAAUGGGCAAUCGUACCGGCAACUAUUUUCAUUGUUAUUACUAUUGUUUAUUGCGAUCUCGGUGUAAAAACACCUGAGGAUGAAAAAAAAGGACCAAAAAUCACAGAUGUUGUAUGGUUUGAUAUUCAAAUUGGUUCUGACAAUCCAGAACGUGUAGAAAUUGGAUUGUUUGGUAAAACUGUCCCUAUAACUGUUGAAAAUUUCAUUCAGUUAGCUCAAAAACCAAAAGGAGAAGGUUAUAAAGGUAGUAAAUUUCAUAGAGUUAUCAAAGAUUUUAUGAUCCAAGGAGGAGAUUUUACCAGAGGCGAUGGUACUGGAGGACGUAGUAUUUAUGGUGAAAGAUUUGAUGAUGAAAAUUUCAAGCUUAAGCAUUAUGGUGCUGGAUGGUUAUCAAUGGCUAACGCUGGAAAAAAUACAAAUGGAUCUCAAUUCUUUAUUACUACUGUAAAAACUUCUUGGCUAGAUAAACGCCAUGUUGUGUUUGGAAAAGUUGUCAAAGGAAUGAAAACUAUUAGAAAAAUAGAAUCUGAAGAAACAGACUCAAGAAAUAAACCCUUUAAAGAUGUCACAAUUGUAGAUUGUGGUCAUACUGCUAUUCCAGUACCUUACUCAGUCACAAAAACUGAUGCCAUUGAAUAAAAUACUAAUAAGUAAGGUCAAAUAAAUAUUAAGCUCAAUGUUAAUGAUUUUUUUUUUUGAACGUCAUAUUAAUUUAUGUUUAUAUUUUUUAACUGUUAUUCUUUACUUGAAAGAUUACUAAACAUCAUUUUAAUUAUA
Daktulosphaira vitifoliae (grape phylloxera) is the source of this 961-nucleotide messenger RNA. RefSeq names its product peptidyl-prolyl cis-trans isomerase B. Lineage: Eukaryota; Metazoa; Arthropoda; Insecta; Hemiptera; Phylloxeridae. The transcript has 3 exons. Gene Ontology annotation, molecular function: peptidyl-prolyl cis-trans isomerase activity. Bases 149 to 823 code for a protein of 224 amino acids. Gene Ontology annotation, biological process: protein folding; protein peptidyl-prolyl isomerization. Gene Ontology annotation, cellular component: intracellular membrane-bounded organelle. The record is from RefSeq and is a predicted model, not a curated record.